GUCCUGACUUUGACGGGCGUGAUCUUACUCCAAUAAGAAUGAAGGGCUGAGUCCUGGGGAGCCAAUAGCAAAAAGCCGAGGGACGGUGGCGGCGGACUGUGAGAGGAAACAAGAAGGCAGGCCCAAGAUGGAGCCGGUGGUGGUGGUGGUGGUAGCGGUGUGACAGGAGUCCUAUGGCACCUGCCCAGUCCUACCUCAGCCCAUCUUGACAAAAGCAGGUUCCAUGGAACCACCACGAGGCCUUCCUGCUAGUGGGGCUGAGCCAUCUCGGGCAGUUGGCACUGUCAAAGUGUACCUGCCUAACAAGCAACGCACAGUGGUGACUGUCCGGGAUGGCAUGAGUGUUUAUGACUCUUUGGACAAGGCCCUCAAGGUGCGGGGUCUCAAUCAGGAUUGCUGCGUGGUCUACAGACUAAUCAAAGGAAGAAAGACAGUCACUGCCUGGGACACAGCCAUUGCACCCCUGGAUGGUGAAGAGCUCAUUGUGGAGGUCCUAGAAGAUGUGCCACUGACCAUGCACAAUUUUGUACGAAAGACAUUCUUUAGCUUGGCCUUCUGUGACUUCUGCCUUAAGUUUCUGUUCCAUGGCUUCCGCUGCCAAACCUGUGGCUACAAGUUCCACCAGCAUUGUUCCUCCAAGGUCCCCACAGUCUGCGUUGACAUGAGUACCAACCGCCAACAGUUCUACCACAGCAUCCAGGAUUUGUCUGGAAGCUCCAGGCAGCAGGAAGUUCCCUCAAAUCUCUCUGUGAAUGAGCUGCUAACCCCCCAGGCUCCCAGCUUUUUCUCUAUCAGCCCCUGCACCCAGCCCCGUGACCUGGAGCACUUCUCCUUCCCUGCCCCUGCCAACCCCCCACUGCAGCGCAUCCGCUCCACAUCUACUCCUAACGUCCACAUGGUCAGCACCACAGCUCCCAUGGACUCCAGCCUCAUGCAGUUCACUGCUCAGAGCUUCAGCACCGAUGCUGCUGGUAGAAGUGGUGAUGGAGCCCCCAGGGGUAGCCCUAGCCCAGCUAGUGUGUCCUCAGGGAGGAAGUCCCCACAUUCCAAGUCACCUUCAGAGCAGCGAGAUCGGAAGUCCUUGGCAGAUGAAAAGAAAAAAGUGAAGAACCUGGGGUACCGGGACUCAGGCUAUUACUGGGAGGUGCCACCUAGUGAGGUACAGCUGUUGAAGAGGAUCGGGACAGGCUCUUUUGGCACUGUGUUUCGGGGGCGUUGGCAUGGCGACGUAGCUGUGAAAGUGCUCAAGGUGGCCCAACCUACUGCUGAACAGGCCCAGGCCUUCAAGAAUGAGAUGCAAGUGCUCAGGAAGACACGACAUGUCAACAUUUUGCUGUUUAUGGGUUUCAUGACCCGCCCAGGGUUUGCUAUCAUCACACAAUGGUGUGAAGGUUCCAGCCUAUACCACCACCUACAUGUGGCUGACACGCGCUUUGACAUGGUCCAGCUCAUUGAUGUGGCCCGGCAGACUGCCCAGGGCAUGGACUACCUCCAUGCCAAGAACAUCAUCCACCGAGAUCUCAAGUCCAACAAUAUCUUCCUACAUGAGGGGCUUACAGUCAAGAUUGGUGACUUCGGCCUGGCCACGGUGAAGACACGGUGGAGUGGGGCCCAGCCCUUAGAGCAACCCUCAGGGUCUGUGUUAUGGAUGGCAGCUGAGGUGAUCCGUAUGCAGGACCCGAACCCCUACAGUUUCCAGUCGGAUGUGUAUGCCUAUGGGGUUGUGCUGUAUGAGCUUAUGACCGGCUCAUUGCCCUAUAGCCACAUCGGCAGCCGUGACCAGAUCAUCUUUAUGGUGGGCCGUGGCUAUCUGUCUCCGGACCUCAGCAAAAUCUUCAGUAAUUGCCCCAAGGCCAUGAGGCGCCUGCUGUCUGACUGCCUCAAGUUCCAGCGGGAGGAGCGUCCCCUAUUUCCCCAGAUCCUGGCCACGAUCGAGCUACUGCAGCGGUCACUCCCCAAGAUUGAGCGGAGUGCCUCCGAACCCUCCUUGCACCGCACCCAGGCUGAUGAGUUGCCUGCCUGCCUUCUCAGCGCAGCCCGCCUUGUGCCUUAGGCGCCACUCCCAGCCACCAGGGAGUCAAUUUCAGCCUGCUAUGCCAAGGCACCCCUUCUUAUCAGCCAGUCAUUGUUCUGCCUCUGCCUUGAUACUGCCUCAGGAUUCCCUAUCCCAUACCCUGGGAAAUUUGGGGAAACCCCCAAAGACUGAGAUUCCCCUGCUUCCUCCAUAAUUUGGUUUCCUCUUGGUUUUGGGGGUAUUUCUAAUUUGGAGAACUGUUUCAUCUUCAAUGGCUGGGAUUCAUGGCAACGAUUCUACUCAGAACCUCUUUCUAAAGUUUUUGCUUGACAUGUCUUCACUGGAUUUUGGGGUUCCCAGCACCCCAUAUGGAUUUGGAAGUUUCCCUUUGUCUCCCCCACUAUUCAAGGAUUCUCUUUACCAAGAAGCACAGAAUUCUGCUGG
This is a messenger RNA of Onychomys torridus (southern grasshopper mouse), 2458 nucleotides long. It is a transcript of the gene Araf, whose product is annotated as A-Raf proto-oncogene, serine/threonine kinase. NCBI's taxonomy places the organism in Eukaryota, Metazoa, Chordata, Mammalia, Rodentia, Cricetidae. The record is from RefSeq and is a predicted model, not a curated record. Gene Ontology annotation, biological process: signal transduction; protein phosphorylation. The coding region runs from base 224 to 2053 and encodes 609 amino acids. Gene Ontology annotation, molecular function: protein kinase activity; ATP binding. Gene Ontology annotation, cellular component: mitochondrion; cytosol. The transcript has 16 exons.